UCCUUUUAUUCGUUGCCAUACAGACUAUUCAGUCUACUAAUGUGAAACAACUAUUUUUCAGAUUCUUUGCUUUCCUUCAAAUCCCAAAUUCCCCAUAUUCUCUCUGGUUUGCAGUUUAUUAGGGUUUGGAGUUGCAGACUAUUGCUGUGGAAUUUUGCGCUUCUUGGUGAGCCGGAAGCCAUGAAUUGAAGCUUAAAUCUUGGAAUUUUUUCAAGGAGUGUGAGAUUGAAAUCAGGGUUUGGCACAUUACACGGAGGCGAAAGAAAGAGAAGACAUAGAUGGAGAAGUACGAGCUGGUGAAGGACAUAGGGUCUGGGAACUUCGGAGUGGCCAGGCUUAUGCGCAACAAAGAGACCAAAGAGCUCGUCGCCAUGAAAUACAUCGAGCGGGGACACAGGAUUGACGAGAACGUGGCGAGAGAAAUCAUAAACCACAGAUCGCUUCGCCAUCCGAACAUAAUUCGCUUCAAGGAGGUGGUUUUGACCCCUACCCAUCUCGCUAUCGUUAUGGAGUACGCAGCGGGUGGAGAGCUAUUUGAGAGAAUUUGUGCUGCCGGAAGGUUUAGUGAAGAUGAGGCCAGAUAUUUUUUCCAGCAGCUUAUCUCGGGAGUGUGCUACUGUCAUUCUAUGCAAAUAUGCCACAGAGAUUUGAAGCUGGAAAAUACCUUGCUGGAUGGAAGCCCUGCUCCACGUCUCAAAAUUUGUGAUUUUGGUUAUUCAAAGUCCUCUCUGUUGCAUUCAAGACCCAAAUCAACUGUUGGAACUCCAGCAUAUAUUGCACCUGAGGUUCUUUCUCGAAGAGAGUAUGAUGGGAAGUUGGCGGAUGUGUGGUCAUGUGGAGUGACUCUUUAUGUUAUGCUGGUGGGAGCAUACCCAUUUGAAGAUCCACAGGAUCCGAAGAAUUUCAGGAAAACCAUCAAUCGAAUCAUGGCUGUGCAAUACAAGAUUCCAGACUAUGUGCACAUAUCUCAAGAUUGUAAACAUCUCCUUUCUCGCAUUUUUGUGGCAAAUCCUCUAAAGAGGAUCAAAAUUAAAGAAAUCAAGAGCCACCCAUGGUUUUUGAAGAACUUGCCAAGGGAACUAACAGAAGCAGCUCAAGCCAUGUACUACGAGAGAGAAAACCCUAGCUUUUCUCUCCAAUGUGUUGACGAUAUAAUGAAAAUUGUUGAAGAGGCCAAAGCUCCUCCCCCAGCUUCCCGAUCGAUUGGUGGCUUUGGCUGGGGGGGAGUAGAAGAUGGCGACAGCAAGGAAGAAGAAGUGGAUCAUGAGGAGGAAGAAGAAGAUGAAUAUGAAAAGAAAGUCAAGGAGGCACAGGAAAGUGGAGAAGUUAAUGUCAGUUAAGGGCCAAUUUGUUGCUUCUUAAUUAUUAGAGACCUAAAGAGUUUUGGUCUUGAAUAUCUCUUAAUUUCAGAAUGGUUUUGCAUUUGUAUAGAAGUCAGUUUACUGCUUAGGACAUUGUUUUCAAUAAAUGUUUGUAAAUUUAUAGUGUUGUGAUAAGUGUCUGACUUUCAACUGUAAGAGAAUGUUAGUCUGCCCUCCUGUCACUGUUAUCUUGGAUAUAUUAGGAUUUGAAAAAAAUACCUUUGUGAGUU
Messenger RNA from Corylus avellana, 1591 nucleotides. Its product is annotated as serine/threonine-protein kinase SRK2A. Gene Ontology annotation, molecular function: ATP binding; protein serine/threonine kinase activity. Gene Ontology annotation, biological process: protein phosphorylation. Lineage: Eukaryota; Viridiplantae; Streptophyta; Magnoliopsida; Fagales; Betulaceae. The record is from RefSeq and is a predicted model, not a curated record.